GGACGAGGGUGAGACAGAGCAAGCGAGACAGCAAGAGUGACUCAGAGAGAGAGAGAGAGAAGAGAAAAGAGAGUGCGCAAGGCUGAGGACACAGAUCAAUGCAUCUUUGUGCCUGCUGCCUCAGCAAGUGAAGGUGAGAGCAAAUCAAAACAAAUGAAAAGCAGACGCCUCUGGAGAGAAGCAAACAGCCUCCAAUCAGCCUCUGAGGGAGGAUGAUUACUGUCUGCGGAGAGCCAGAGGAGUGAGUGACAGUCAACACAAGCUCAUGUGCGGAUUUCAGGCAUCUUAAGAGUCUCCUCGCCGCACUGGACAACAAGACCUUUUGUGGAUGCUGAAAACCUGCAGGAGAAAAUACCUGCAACAUGAGGUUUGAGUCUCAGGAUGGAACCGAAGGUGUACCAUAGUGGUCAAGUGCAUUGAUUUCCACUCAAGUCUGCCUGGACCAGUUAUACCUGAAAUGGGUAGACGGGCAGCUGAUCACACCACUCCGGUGCCAGUUCUUGGAGAGCCUGCGCUUGUGGGAACACGUGUCUGGAGGACCAUAGCAAAUGGGACUAGUAGUAUGGCGGCCCUGACGCUGGCUCAUCAUUGUAAUGUCGGUGUGCAGACAUCACCGGCAAUCAGAAACAACCAACUACAACUGGAGGGAAAACAUACAGGCACUUCUCGUAAUCAAUCAGAAAACAAAGUGAUCAUGCAACCUAAUGGCCACAUCCCAAACGAGGCGAAAGAAAAAACAAGAAGUAUCAUUAUUAAACGACGAAGUCUGGAAACUAAAAUGAAAAAGGGAGUGACAUUUGAGGGACUGGAGAGGGAUGUUUGCAAAAGCAUGAAGGAAGAAGUGCAGUGCAACAACCGUCCAAUAAGAUCCAGUCCUCAGAUAAGAGGUGUGGCCAACAGCAAGAUAAAACCAAGAAGGAAUUGUCACUUCACUAAUGGGAGUGUGGUAGACUCUGAGGUAAUAGGUGGGAUCAGCAGUGACAUUAGCGAAGCUGAGGAAUCUAACAAAGGAAAGAAAAAUAUAUGUUCACCUUCUCACAGACCUCCUGUGACCAUCUGCAGCACUUGUGGAGGCAGGCAAAAUCCAACACCUCCUGGAAUAUACAGCCAAAACAAAAUGAUUACGCCGCCAACUACUACAAGUACUCUGGGACUCCAGUUGAGACGUUCAUCUCCUCUGUACCCUGGGAAGGACGUGCAAGAAUACACGCAGAUGGAAAGGCACACCGACCGCAAUGUUACACAGUCAGACCAGCACCCCAUGAGUCCUAACCUUCAUUCUUAUCUCAACAUGAAUAUAAACAAGGAAUGGCCAUUAUCUCUGCUGCCUGCUCAGCAGAGUGAGGUAUCAAACCUCACUAAUCAUCACGCAGUCAAGAGGGAAUCUAGUGCUGACACAAACAUUAAUCAUACCAGUCGCUCAUCGGCUCUAAAUACGCACACGCUCACUCUAACCGUAAAAGAGGAGAGAGCUUCAACAAAGGUCGUAAACACACUUUUGAAUGCACAAAAACCCCACAACUCUUGUCCCUGUAGGCCUCCUGUGUCUGUUAACCCUUCUCAAACAGACAAAAACAGCCCAACAGAGAAGCAAGCUGCCACACCGAUAACAAGUACCAGAAUAACACAUGCAAACACCCACGUUAGAUCAAUUCAGCAGACAAACACUGAUGAGAAACGGCCAAAUCUAGGAAAUCAAGUCACAGGCACACACUCAGACUCUCCCCAGCCUGACAAUAGAACAUCAAACAUCAAACCUUUACAAACUACUAGUUCGUUCUCCCAAACUAGCACACCACAGAAGUCCAAACCCCAAAUUGGCGAUGCACUUUUGAAAUACUCAAGGUUAAGCACACUCUCCAAAUCCCCAAGCUGUUUUCAUUUACAUUCGAACGUCAAGCACCGAACUAUAGUGCAGAGUUGUGUGAAUGAAGGUGUCAUAUCCUCCGCUGCUUCAAACAUUCACAGGCAGGUUCAGUUCCCUAAUGGAUUAGAGUCCAAGUCUGACACGCACACUAAACCGUCAAUGUGCUCACACGCAAAUUUUGGCAUUAAACCUCAAAGCGAGACGCAAAUCUGUGCUGACACAGAGUCAGAAUACCCACCCUCUGAUUCACGUUCUCAUUUGGCACUGGUAACACACACACAUAAACUUUCAGGGCCUCACGGUGAACCACGUCAAGCGCCGAUGCACACAGACAAUCUUUCGCCUGCUGAUAUGCACAAGCAAGUUUCCCACACAUCCACGCAGCGAACAAACACCAGUGAAGCACCACUGCAGGGUAUAUCCACGCAUAAAGACGCACUUUCACAUCCUUAUCGUGAGUCAAAAAGCCAAAACGACGCUUGCUUGCUUUUACAUGACCCAAAUAUGUCAACCCACGACAAAGCAACACUUACGAAGCAAACAAACAACCAUCAGAACCUCUCAAAUGCAUUUACCGCCACUCAGACUGAAGUGGUGGUGCAUUCGAACACCAAAGAACAUUCUCAAACUAGCCCUGGGCUCAAAUCAGCCUCACGCGCAUUGUGUGUUCAUUCCAAAACGCCACGUAGACAGAUAGAGCCAGCGGUUUUCAGGCACUCUGUCCUGAAUCAGCUUAAUAAAGACUCUCUUGAGUCCUCAUUACUAACCAUUGCUUCUGCUAGGGCUUUUCCUCAAACUAAAACAAACUGCAAGACGGAUUUCAAAUCUUGGAGUGACACAGAGUCGAAGAAACAGGCCGAUAUUAUAGAAGCAGAACUGGAACAUCAAAUAAUCAACGACUCACUCCAGCCUCCAAAUAAACCUCCACCUCCUGUGACCCCUGCUUGUCGACCACCUAAACCUUCUUCUGCACCUCCUCAAGCGCCAGCUUUUAAAUUCAUAACGGGGGACAGUAAAAACUUGAACGUGGCCUCCAAUCGAGACCCGAUUGUACAGAACAAUGGGAGUCUCAAUAACUCAAAGACACAGAUGGGAUCUCUUUCGAAAGCAGUUGGCUCAGUCCCAAAUGAGCCCUGUUCUCUAAUGCACGACCACCCAGCUUCUGUGGCCCGGUUGCUGCCUGCGUCGCCUCACUGUGGCAGAUCGAGGGACCCUAAGCAUAAAUUAGAGAUGGUAGAGGAGAAUCUGCAAUCUAACAAAGAAAGAAUCGCAACUCUUCUGAACAUCAUCCAGGACCUGGAGAUGAGCCAUGCACUCAGCAAAGGUCGGAGGUGUUUUCGAACUGGCCAAGACCUCAGUGACUGUUCCACCUGUCAGAAAACCGCAUGUGCUGUCUACAGUGUGGAGUAUGACUUCCGGCAACAGGAGAGAGGAUUUAAAGAGCUCCUUCAGAGUCUGUGCCCACUGUCUCCAGAGAGGAGAGAAGGAUAUGAAGAAUCUCUAUCUUUACUCACCUCACUCAUUCAGAAUCACAAAUUACACCAGCUAAAUGCCAACAUUAUGACCCACAGUAAAUCUGAAAAUCAAAAUCAGCCACAAAUUAUUUCUCAGAUUCAGUGCCAGAUUCAGGCUCAGUCACAAAUUCAAAGUCAUCCACAGCCACAAAUUCCAUCUCGGCCUCCAGCAAACUCACAGAUUAUGUCUCGGAUUCAACCCCAGAAUCAGAUUAUAUCCCAGACUGAGAUUAUGUCUCGGAUUCAACCUCAGAUUCAGUCUAAGAUUCAGCUUCAAUCUCAGAAUCAGAUUAUAUCCCAGACUGAGAGUAUGUCUCGGAUUCAGUCUCAGAAUCAGAUUAUACCCCAAAGUGAGAUUUUGUCUCGGAUUCAACCUCAGAUUCAGUCUCAUUCACAGAUUCAGCUUCAGAAUCAGAUUAUAUCUCAGACUGAGAUUAUGCCCUCGCUUCAGAUUAUGUCUCAAAUUCAACCUCAGAUUCAGUCUCAAACUCAAAAUCAAUGCCUAUUCAAGGCCAAAAUCAAGAGGAAGAAAUUAUGCAGAAAGCUGUUUGGCUGGCUGCCACAUAAAGUCCAAAUGAAAUGACUGCAUCAUGCCAAGUAUCUGAUUUUCAUGCAUGACUCUCAACCCUCCGGUAUGCGGAGUCACAACUCUUUAUGGUCUAAAUGCAGUCUGAAGUCUGGCCUUUUUUCGUGGAAUGGAGCAAUAUUAUAUGGCAUUCUGUGAAUGUGAACUUGCAAAGACAAUUUGAAUUAUGAAGCUAGUUUUCCUUGGCAAAUGCAAUUGUAUAAGAUUUACUUUAACAAUUAAUUAUGAAUUACCUACAGUUACAAGAACAUGAUGCUUGCCUUGACUAUUUAUGAAGGGUUUUGCACUUAAAAUGCUUUUUUAUGACAUUAUGAGGACGUGGAACAUCACUUGGACAUCAACUGGACAGAUAUCAUGUGUUGAGUCCAGAAGAGACUGACAUAAGGAGCUACAAUGUCUGAAUUUUAGCUAAAUAAACCAGAUUCAAGGUUGCGCACUGAAUAUGGCUGUUUUUCCUUUUUUUCUUCCCUCACAUGAUAAAACAGUG
Messenger RNA from Danio aesculapii, 4454 nucleotides. RefSeq lists its product as uncharacterized. Bases 458 to 3964 code for a protein of 1168 amino acids. The transcript is spliced from 4 exons. NCBI's taxonomy places the organism in Eukaryota, Metazoa, Chordata, Actinopteri, Cypriniformes, Danionidae. Gene Ontology annotation, biological process: inhibitory postsynaptic potential. The record is from RefSeq and is a predicted model, not a curated record. Gene Ontology annotation, cellular component: postsynaptic density.